Molecule: messenger RNA, 317 nt
Organism: Staurois parvus
Lineage: Eukaryota; Metazoa; Chordata; Amphibia; Anura; Ranidae
Source: the annotation of a GenBank genome assembly
GGCACCUGGUAAUUGACAUCCACAGCCGUGAAUGGCGGCGUGUGUAGGGUGCUCAUGUGCGGUUCGCACGUGCCCCCUACCAGUGUUAAAGAGGUACCUCCUAAGCAGGGGCGGACUGACAACUCAUGGGGUCCCCGGGCAAUAGGGGAUCAUGGGGCCCCUGUGUCCUUGCCCAAAUUCAAAAAAGCCUAUGAAAAAGGUACCAGGGGCAUCUCAUAGGGCCCCCAACUGCCCCCGGGCCCUCAGGCAGUGCCCGAGUUUCCAAAUGGUCAGUCCGCCCUUGCUCCUAAGAGACAUUGUACCACAGCCAAUCCAUU